Molecule: messenger RNA, 1441 nt
Organism: Drosophila elegans
Lineage: Eukaryota; Metazoa; Arthropoda; Insecta; Diptera; Drosophilidae
Gene: RagA-B
Product: ras-related GTP-binding protein A
Exons: 4
Coding region: 86-1021 (311 amino acids)
Biological process (GO): regulation of autophagy; cellular response to amino acid stimulus; positive regulation of TOR signaling
Cellular component (GO): nucleus; lysosome; Gtr1-Gtr2 GTPase complex
Molecular function (GO): GTPase activity; GTP binding
Source: RefSeq, a predicted model, not a curated record
GGUAUGACAUCUCUAACCCAGCCUACUAUUUGUUUUUAUUGUUGAUUAUAAUAUUUUCCUGGAGAUCCAAAAAACUAGCAGCACGAUGAAGAAAAAGGUGUUGCUAAUGGGGAAGAGCGGAUCGGGGAAGACCAGCAUGCGCUCCAUUAUCUUCGCCAACUAUAUCGCCCGUGAUACGACACGCCUUGGAGCAACAAUUGAUGUGGAGCACUCGCAUGUGCGGUUUCUGGGCAACCUGGUGCUCAAUCUCUGGGACUGCGGUGGUCAGGAGGGCUUCAUGAAGCAGUACUUUGCCCAGCAGCGGGACAACAUUUUCCGGAAUGUGGAGGUGCUCAUCUAUGUGUUCGAUGUGGAGAGCCAGGAGAUCGAGCGCGACAUUCACUACUACCAGAGCUGCCUGGAGGCCCUGCUCCAGAACUCGCCGGAGGCCAAGAUCUUCUGUUUGGUGCACAAAAUGGAUCUGGUGCCGGAGGAGCAUCGCGAGAACGUCUUCACGGAGCGCAUGGAGGAUCUCAUCAAGUUGUCGAAGCCGGGCAAUGUCACCUGCUUCCGCACCAGCAUUUGGGAUGAAACUCUUUACAAAGCCUGGUCUUCCAUUGUCACCAUGCUGAUACCGAAUGUGGCCGCUCUGGAGAACUCGGUGACGCACUUCGCCAAUGUGAUCGAGGCCGAUGAGGUGCUGCUGUUCGAGAAGGCUACCUUCCUGGUGAUUUCGCAUUGCCAGAGCAAGAAGAACCGCGAUUCGCAUCGCUUCGAGAAGGUGUCCAACAUCAUUAAGCAGUUCAAGCUUAGCUGCUCUAAGUUGGGAGCCAAGUUCCAGUCGAUGGAGGUGCGCAAUAGCGCCUUCGCCGCUUUCAUUGACACCUUCACCAGCAACACCUACGUGAUGGUGGUCAUGUCGGACCCCACUCUGCCCUCGGAGGCCACACUGGUCAACAUUCGGAACGCCCGCAAGUACUUCGAGGAGCUGGAGAACCCGAGCAACAGUGCCAUGAACCACCACGGCCACAAGUACCAUUGAUGGCGACAGGAAACAUCGUUGUUUUCCCUAACCCCAAUUGCCGUUCUCCGUUCAAAAGACAUGAAAACCGUCUAAUGUUGUGCACACAUCGAAGCGCCCAAGGUGCCGCCCCCAAAGUCUUACCGCUUCCCGUAAUGAUAAAUACGUAUAUAUGUAAAAAUCGCUCACUUAUUGCCAGGCUGGCCUAACGACUUCUGGUGCAGAACAUACUGCUUAUACCUUUGUUACAACCAUCUUCACAUGAGAUCAAUGUAAACUUAAUCUUUAAAUAGCUUUUUUUAGUUACGCCAACCUGUAAGUAAGUGAGCGAUGGAUAGUCAUCUCCUUCGUUGAUUUUUCGUAGAUUUGUAAGUUGAAACCUUCGUAGGCCUUAAGUUUAUAUACAAAAAACAAUUACACACUUAUGAAUACGCAAAACAA